This is a messenger RNA of Mugil cephalus (flathead mullet), 2498 nucleotides long. It is a transcript of the gene phox2bb, whose product is annotated as paired like homeobox 2Bb. Bases 583 to 1440 code for a protein of 285 amino acids. Gene Ontology annotation, biological process: regulation of transcription by RNA polymerase II. The transcript is spliced from 3 exons. The record is from RefSeq and is a predicted model, not a curated record. NCBI's taxonomy places the organism in Eukaryota, Metazoa, Chordata, Actinopteri, Mugiliformes, Mugilidae. Gene Ontology annotation, molecular function: DNA-binding transcription factor activity, RNA polymerase II-specific; RNA polymerase II transcription regulatory region sequence-specific DNA binding.
AUUAAAGGGCAAGAUGGUGGUUGGAGAGGAGUGGGGUGGAUGGGUAGAGGGGUGGGCGGCGGCGGCGGUGGUGGAGGGGUGCGUAAUGGCGUGGUAUUAAAUUCUAAUUAGAGAUGCAGGGGAUCAAUGAUAGGGAGGUUGGACAGCCCGGGCCCCCAGUGCCAGCCCAAUAGACUGAUGAGUUAUUGUCAUGUAAAAAAGCGCUAGCAAUAAGACCAAACGCUUUGCUAUUGUCCAAGCGGAAAGAGCCAAGUUUAUUAUGAGGACUAUAUGCUCUAGAGACCUCGGGCUAGGCGGCUCUUAGGGGGCUUUUCAUAAAACAGGGCUAGGUUCCUAUAAAGGAGGCCAGUUUUGGAGCAGGCGCUGAGCAGUGAACAUCUACCCACCGUCCAGCCUUCUUCCAACCAGUUCAAACCAAACAAGUCAUCUUUCCCCCCAAACUCAGACCGCGCGUCCUCCUCAUUUUUAUUUUUUAUUAUUUUUUUCUUUCUAACCCAUUUUUUGGGUGCUUUUGUUUUUUUUUGUUUUUGUUUUUUUUUGUGCAGGGAAGUGCAGCUUUCUUACUCUACCGAGCCUUCUCAAAUGUAUAAAAUGGAGUAUUCUUACCUAAAUUCCUCUGCCUACGAGUCAUGUAUGGCCGGGAUGGACACGUCGAGCUUGGCAUCGGCCUAUGCGGACUUCAGUUCGUGCAGUCAAGCCAGUGGGUUUCAGUACAAUCCCAUCAGGACCACUUUCGGGGCCACCUCCGGCUGUCCGUCCCUCACGCCGGGGUCCUGCAGCCUGGGGACCCUGCGGGACCACCAGAGCAGCCCGUACGCCGCAGUUCCAUACAAACUCUUCACGGACCACGGCGGACUGAACGAGAAGAGGAAGCAGAGGCGCAUCCGGACCACUUUCACCAGCGCCCAGCUCAAGGAGCUGGAGCGGGUCUUCGCUGAGACACACUACCCGGACAUCUACACCAGAGAGGAGCUGGCACUUAAAAUCGAUCUGACUGAAGCCAGAGUGCAGGUGUGGUUCCAAAACCGGCGUGCCAAAUUCCGCAAGCAGGAGCGAGCAGCUGCAGCGGCCGCAGCGGCUGCCAAGUCUGGCUCCGGGAAGAAGUCCGACUCAAGAGACGAAGACAGCAAAGAGACCAAAACCACCGACCCCGACAGCACAGGAGGACCGGGCCCGAACCCGGUGCCCACCUCCAACUGCGGCGGACCGAGCCCCACCGGAGGCCAGGUCAACACCACCGGGAACGGACAGGUGGACCAAGUCAAGACCUCCGUGUCCACCGGCAUGGGAGUGACAGCACCCAGCCAAGGCUGGGCCACCGCACCGGGGGCCAUCACCUCCAUCCCGGACUCAUUGGGCGGGCCCUUCGCCAGCGUACUGUCGUCUUUGCAAAGACAGAACGGAGCCAAAGCUACAUUAGUAAAGACCAGCAUGUUCUAAUGAAGCUUCACAGCAGGAGAAGAGAAACAGAGCAGAGGAAAAAGAGACCCUCCCUCUCCGGAGACUGAAAAGCAAUCGCUCGAGACAGACUUAAGGACAAUAAAACGCAGUUACAAGAAAAAGAAAAAAAAACAAAAACAAAAACGAAAAAAAAAAAUGUUAUUUCAUUUCUACGCCUUGCGCCAUUUCUUGUGGUCAGUGGACAGUUUUUGCUGUAAAAAUAGCCAUCUUGACAAGUCAUACUGUCUUAUAAUAACAACGACUUUCUUUUCUUUAAGCAAGUGUACGCUGGGUGAAAUGUUACCACUGGCUUCAGGUCAUGUCUGAGGACCGAACACCUUGAAGAAAUAACAUAGAAAAGGGAAGCUGUUUUCUGUACAAACAAAGGUCAAAAUAACGAUUAACGCUGCGCAGAUUAGAAACAGGACACCUCAUCCCGCAUUUAAGACUGAAAUCUGGAUCGAGUGACUUGUUGAGAUGAUUAUUUUGUCUUGUCCAGAUACUGAGCGAACGUCGGCGCACACCGGAGACGCGCGGUGCCAUCAGCGGAGCCUCGUUUCAGUCGCGUUAAAUGUCAGAGUUCAAACAGCUGCUUUGUUUUGGCGCACAGAGACGUUAAAUGUGUCCACGGCUGAGGAUGAUCUCCCCCACAAACAACGAAUAUCCAACGAGACGCCGACGCAAUUUUUUGGUUUUCUUGCCCGUUCUCUAAGACACAACCUGCUGCGUGGAAGUGGCCUCUUACCGUUUUUCCUUUUUUUUUUUUUGUUUCGUUUCCAGGGCUGCUGAGAGUUUAGUUUCUUUAAAUUAUCGAUAUAAACACAAUUAUUUCCUCGAGAGAAAAAAGGCACAAACUACUGCAAUGUUCAUCUCUGACAGGAAAUCUGUAUGUUUUGUGUGUCUUUCUACGGCAGUGUUUUUGUGGCUCAAAUUGUAUAGUGUUAAUACGUAUUAUUGUCUCCUCUAGUUGAACCAUAGGCCAUACUCCCUCGUAGAUCGAUCAUACAAGUCUUUUUGAUGUUUUACAAAAUUCCCUCGGAAGAAUUUAUUUUGGGUAA